Eimeria acervulina is the source of this 3117-nucleotide messenger RNA. RefSeq lists its product as hypothetical. NCBI's taxonomy places the organism in Eukaryota, Apicomplexa, Conoidasida, Eucoccidiorida, Eimeriidae. The transcript has 7 exons. The coding region runs from base 1 to 3117 and encodes 1038 amino acids. Gene Ontology annotation, cellular component: GARP complex. Gene Ontology annotation, biological process: retrograde transport, endosome to Golgi. The record is from RefSeq and is a predicted model, not a curated record.
AUGGAUGUGCCUAUAAGCUCAUCUGCUGCAUCAUCUGAGGUGUAUAUACACUCUGUUAAUUCUCGCGUUGCAGCAUGCAGCGACUUUGGGGUGUCUGCGCACCUCAAGGACCAGCAGCAGGAAGUGCAGCAGCAAGCAGCAGCAGCAGCAGCAGCAGCAGCAGCAAUAGAAGCAGAAGUUGCAGAAACUGCAGCUCCUUCUCUUAUUGACGAGCGCUUAAAAGAUGUAGCAGAUAAGAUAAAGUCAAUCGAAGCAGAAAUACUUGCUGCUGUACGCCAGCAAGCAGGACUGCAGCAGCAGCUGCUGCAACAGCAGCAGCAGCAGCAGCAGCAGCAACAGCAGCAACAACAAGAACAACCGCAGCACCAGCAGCAACACCUGCAGCAGCCGCAGCAACACCAGCAGCAAGACCACCAUCAUCAUCAUCAGCAGCAGCAGCAGCAGGAGCAGCAGCAAGAGAUGCUGCAGACAGGAUCUCGUGUUGCUGCUUUGCUGCAGCUAUCAUUAGAGGCGCAGCAGUUAGCAGCACAGACUGUUGAAGAAGCUGGAGAUCUCUGUAGCGACUUAAGGAGAGUAGAUAUAGCUAAGAAGAAUAUAACAAAGACAAUUGGUUUGCUGCGGCUGCUGCUGAUGCUAGCAACAGCAACAGAGCAACUAAGAGAAGCAGCACUGCAUCGCGAGUAUAAAGAAGCAAGGAAGCUGCUGCUGGCGCUGCAGCGGCUCUCUUCUCUCUUUCAGGUGUAUAGGCAUAUACCCUCUGUUGCUGCGCUGCUGCAGCAGCACCAGCAGCUGCGGGAAGGGUUGCAGCAGCAGCUUUUAGAGGACUAUGAAAGCGCCUUCGAUCCCGACAGCAGCAGCAGCAGCAGCAGCAGCAGCAGCUACUGGAGAGAGAAGCUAGCUGAUGCAGGUCUUUGCGUUGAUGCAUUAGGAGGAAGAGACAUCCGAGAGAGGCUUCUUGCUGCUGCUUGCGGCUGUCUCCUUACCCCUUAUGUUCUUACCUUCUCUGUAGCAGCAGCACCAGCAGCAGCAGGAGCAGCAGGAGCAGCAGGAGCAGCAGGAGUCCCUGCACAUGUAGCAGCAGGAGACGCAGCAGAUGCAGCAGACCUGAGCGCUUCCUCCUCUGCCUUUGCAUCAUCAUCAGCAUCAUCAUCAUCAUCAGCAGCAGCAGCAGCAGGAGGGGCAGCAGCAGCAUUUCUUGCUCGUCGCUUCGGCUGGUAUAGAAGAGUAGUCAGAGAGCAGCAGCAGCAAUUUGCUGCUCUCUUUCCGCCUCACUGGCUCUUCGUCGAAGCAUUUGCUGCACACUUCUGCAAAAUCACCAAACAACAACUCGCGGAUUACUUAGAGUCUGCGUCUCUGUCUGCUGCUGAGCUGCUGUCGCUCGUCCGCGAGUGCAGAGCAUUUGAGGAAAGGCUUAACUGGCGAUUUGCUGCUGAGCGCAAGCAGCUGCUGCUGCUGCUGCCACCAGAGCAGCAGCAGCAGGAGCAGCAGCAGCAGCAAGAGCAGCAGCAACAGCAGCAGCAGCAGCAACAGCAACAGUGCCUGGAGCCCAGCCGCCAGCAGAAAGAACUGCUUCGUGCAGCAGCGCUGCAGACGGCAGCAGCAAUCGACCAGCAGCAUCAGCAGCAGCAACAUCAGCAAGAGCAACAGCAGCAGCAGCAGCAGCAGCAGCAGGGGGUGCUCUCACUUGCUUCUCGAGUUGCUGCAGUGCUGCAGGAGGACAGCAGCGGUUCGGGUGCUGACACGGCAGCAGCAGCAGCAGCAGCAGCAGCAGCAGCAGCAGAGGCAGAAGAGCAGGGUCUGCGUCUUCCUCCUACUGUCUCCUUUACCGGUGCAAUUGCUGCUGGAUUUGAGGGGCAUAUGAAUGUGUGGCUGCAGCACGAAGAAGACAAAUUAAACAGCAAACUCAUCUCUGCGCUGCAGCAAGACAAAGUAUAUAUUAACUUCGCCUUCUCAGCCUUUGCAUGCACCAGCAGCAGCAGCAGCAGCAGCAGCAGCAGCAGCAGCAAUCCGUUUGAUGCAGACAUCUUGCGAGAGGAUGGCUAUACGGUAGCAACAGCACCAGCAGCAGCACCAGCACCAGCAGCAGCAGCAGCAGCAGCAGGAGCAGGAGCAGCAGCAGCAGCAGAAGAGGGCGAAGUUUGUCUGCUACCGUCUCCAAAGACAUUUAUGAAAGAUUGGUUUGCUGCUGCUGCUGCAGCAGCACAGCAGCAGCAGCAGCAGCAGCAGCAGCAGCAGGAUGUGUGCGGGUUUGUCUUUGAAGAAGUAGACAAAGAGACACAGCAGCAAGUCAUUGUUGUUGCUGCUGUGCUUGGCUGCUGCCGCUACUUCUCUUCUACUUUAAAUAAAAUGCUGCUGCUGCUGCAGCAGCAGCUUCCUCCAAAGCAUCACAGCAAAAUUGCGUUUGAAGAGCAAAACGGGAGCGGAGCUUCAGGCUCUGUUGUUUUUCUUUGUGCUUCUUUGCAUGCGUCUUUGAAACUUUUUUCGCGAUUUCUUUCCAGGCCUGUCUACCGCUUCUUCACAGAUAAACUCGCACAGUGUUCUGUCGCUGUCACUGCUGCUGCUGCUUAUGGUGCUGCUGCUGCUGCUGCUGCUGCUGCUGCAGGUUAUACGCGUUUUGUAUGCCGGGAGUUUGAGAAGGUGGAGGUUGUGCUGCGCUCUUUGAUCGUAGCACCAGGAGACACGGGAGCACUCAGAGCGCUGCUGCAGCAGCAACAGCCAGCGGCUGCCAGUGCAGAUAAAAUUAACAGCUGGGGGCGUCUAGGCUUGCGAAGCAGCAACGAUGCUGCUGCUGCUCCUGCUCCUGCUGCUGCUUCAAGAGAAGCGGCAGCAAAGAAGGCAGCAGCAGCAGAUCCAGCAGCAGCAGCAGAUCCAGCAGCAGGUACAGCAGCAGCAGCAGCAGCAGCAGCGCAGUGGAGUUCGUCUGCUGCUGCUCCUCAGAAGCAAAUGCUGCCUCACUCUGUAGCAGCAGAGACAAAUCCGUUUGCUCCUUCCCCCAGGAUGAGCAGCAGCAGCAACAGCAGCAGCAGCAGCAGCCGCAGCAGCACAAACCCAUUUGAACCUGCUACUAGCGGAGCUGUUCGUACAUUGUCAGCUCGUAUGGCGCAGCAGAAGCUGUAA